AGGCAGCUCCGGCGGCGGUUCCGGCGGCAUCUCCGGCUCGGAGGACCGCACUUGGUCCCGCGCCCCGGCUCGGCUCCCGGAGGCUCGGUCCCCGGGGCGGCGGAGCAGGCGGGCGGAUGCGCCGGGGGCCCGGGGCCGCCAUGCGGGCCGAGGUGGCCUCGGCCGCCGGCUUCAUCACGCGGCUGCUCCGCGGCCCCGGGGGCUUCGCCGAGGACCAGCUGCAGCUCUUCCGCGAGUCUCUGCAGGAGGCCCUCACAGAUCACUACCAGCACCACUGGUUCCCUCGGACGCCGUCGCGGGGCUCCGGUUACCGCUGCAUCCGCAUCAACCACCGCCUGGACCCGCUGGUGGGGCGGGCUGCGGGAGAGAGCGGGCUCAGCCCCCGGCGCCUCUUCCAGCUGCUGCCCCGAGAGCUGACGCUGUGGGUGGACCCGUCCGAGGUGUCCUACCGCAUCGGCGAGGACGGCUCCAUCGGGGUUCUGUACCGCGGACCCCCGGCGCGCAGCCCGCCCAUCGGCGCCCCCGACGGCCGGGGCUCCCGCUACCCCGGGGAGUGGCGGCGUGGGCCAGCCCGGACGGCCGCCUGAGGCCUGAGGUCGCGGCCUCCCGGGCCCUGUACACUGUGUAUGUAUGUAGUGUGUGUGUGUCUGCUUUGAUAAUGCACAGAGAGGAUGUAAUGGAAAUGCUGAUUUUCACCCCCUAGCCAUUAAAGUUGGAGUAGUAGUACCUGUACCUACCCUGCGUGCCCUGGCGGCCCCGGGCCCCCUCCUCCUCCUCCUAUUCCUCCCACCCUCUUUUCCC
Phascolarctos cinereus (koala) is the source of this 801-nucleotide messenger RNA. RefSeq names its product protein BTG2-like. The record is from RefSeq and is a predicted model, not a curated record. Gene Ontology annotation, cellular component: cytoplasm; nucleus. Lineage: Eukaryota; Metazoa; Chordata; Mammalia; Diprotodontia; Phascolarctidae. Gene Ontology annotation, biological process: negative regulation of cell population proliferation.